CCUACGCAAGAAGUGUCUGGCCACAGUAGUCGAGCAGUGUUUGAAAUUGGAUCACAUUCAUACCAGCCACAUCGCUGCUAGCUUACUCAACGCAACGGUUUUCUCAAGCAGAGUUCAUUUUGCUUUUAAUGCAACAAACAAAGAAAGCUUUAGCACAAACUUAGCGUUGGACCGUCAGAACACAUUCACACGGUGAGCCAUCAUGCCCUCAGGUCUCUCCAGUAAAGAUGUGGUGGUGGGCCCUGCUCCUUCCGGCUGCCCUUACACUGCCAAGCUCCACAGCAUGCAUCUCAAUGGGGACGCCAACCCCAACGGUACCGGCGUCUUGGUCCCAGGCUCCAAUGGUGAGAGCCACACGAGUGCUGAGGGCAAACCCAACGGCGAGGCCAACGGAGGGGCCGCUUUGAACGGCAAUGGCCCCCACAAGUUCCCCGCGAGCGUUGAGACAGUCAGCCACAAGGUCCAAAACGGGUCGGCCCUUGUGAACGGGAACGGCGUGGAGAACGACCGGGAGAGUGGGGAGGCCAGCCUGGAGAGGAACUGGAUCCGUCCGGACUUGCCCAGCAGAUGCACCUGGAGGCUGGGCAUGUCUCACGCCAAUUCGCCCCACAGCCACCCUGAACGGACCAAACCCCCUGGCAUCCUGCCCAACAUCCUCUGCCGAAUUGGUGACACGCCUCUGGUUCGCAUGAACAAGGUCAACAAAGUCUUCGGCCUCAAAUGUGAACUCUUGGCCAAGUGUGAGUUCUUCAACGCGGGCGGCAGUGUGAAGGACCGGAUCAGCCUGAGGAUGGUGGAGGAUGCCGAGAAAGCGGGCCUCCUCAAGCCCGGAGACACCAUCAUCGAGCCCACCUCUGGCAACACGGGUAUCGGCCUGGCUCUGGCCUCGGCUGUGAAGGGCUACCGCUGCAUCAUCGUCAUGCCUGAGAAGAUGAGCAUGGAGAAGGUUGACGUGCUUCGAGCCCUGGGCGCGGAAAUCGUGCGCACGCCCACCGCCGCCCGCUUCGACUCGCCCGAGUCGCACGUGGGCGUGGCCUGGCGCCUGAAGAACGAGAUCCCCAACUCGCACAUCCUGGACCAGUACCGCAAUCCCAGCAACCCCUUGGCCCACUACGACACCACCGCCGAGGAGAUUUUGGAGCAGUGUGGCGGUAAAGUGGACAUGCUGGUGGCAGGAGCUGGCACAGGGGGCACCAUCACUGGAAUUGCACGCAAGCUGAAGGAGAAAUGCCCCAAUAUCAAGAUCGUGGGGGUGGACCCGGAAGGCUCCAUCCUCGCCGAGCCAGAAGACCUCAACAAGACGGAUAAGACCCAGUACGAGGUGGAGGGCAUUGGAUACGACUUCAUCCCAACCGUCCUCGAUAGAGCUGUGAUUGACAGCUGGUACAAGUCCAAUGACGAGGACUCUUUCGCCAUGUCGCGCAUGCUAAUCAAGGAGGAGGGGCUUCUGUGCGGGGGCAGCUCCGGCACAGCCAUGGCCGCCGCCGUGAGGGUGGCCCAGGAGCUGAAGGAGGGCCAGCGUUGUGUGGUCAUCCUGCCGGACUCCAUCCGCAACUACAUGUCGAAGUUCCUGAGUGACAAGUGGAUGUGUGAGAAGGGCUUCCUCAGCCCAGAGGACCUGAUGGUGUCCAAACCCUGGUGGUGGAACCUGACUCUGCAGGGUCUGAACCUGUGUGCCCCCCUCACUGUCCUCCCCUCCGUAACCUGCCAGAAGACCAUCAGGAUCCUGAAGGAGAAGGCCUUUGACCAGGCCCCCGUGGUGGACGAGUCUGGUCUGAUCCUGGGGAUGGUGACUCUGGGUAACAUGCUGUCCUCUGUCCUGGCUGGGAAGAUCAAGCCUUCUGACCCUGUCAGCAAGGUGCUCUACAAGCAGUUCAAACAGGUGCGACUGACAGACAACCUGGGCAAGCUGUCUCGUAUCCUAGAGACGGACCAUUUUGCCCUGGUGGUGCAUGAGCAGAUGCAGUACAUGGCUGACGGCUCUGUCUGCACCCGGCAGAUGGUGUUUGGCGUGGUGACAGCCAUCGACCUCCUCAACCACAUCACCACGCGCGAGAGGCGCGAGCGCACGCUGUCCGAGUGCUCGCUGUCCUCGCUCACCGACGACAUGUGACAACUUCCUGCCGAAGGCACGAGGAGCAGGAGGAGGCGGCCAUAACCAGUCACCGAGACGCAGCCCUCAAGCAUCAGCGAGAGGGGAUGGUGUUGACGUGGCUGGGGUUGUUGGGUGUUUUUGUUGGCCGUCUGUUUGGGCUACGUCUGUCUCUUGUUUAUCUGGCUGUAGGUAAGGAUUCGCUGUUGGUGUAUGCUGCCGGUGAGGUGCUUAACUGCGUUUUUUUCCAAAGCUUUACAGUCGUUUUUCUGCUCGCAGUUCAAAUGGAGAAGUGAAAUCACAGGACAGUGCGUCGUCAAAGGCACUAUAGGUCUUUUGAGUGGACUGAUUUCAUCAAAUCUGUUAUCUGUUGUUUACUUGAACUCAAAAUGACAUAGAUUAGGAUUUACCCUUUUCUUUUUCAAAGUAUAAAAUCAAGAUGAAUAUCUAAGUAUUUGAUCACUUACAGCUGCCAUUAAGAGGUGAUGACUUCAUGUACAUAAAUAUUAAUAAUCGUUUCAGUUCUGUCUUUGCUUUCUAUUAGUGAGAGAGAUUAAGAUGAUUGGUCUAAAGAGAGUUCUGCUUUGUGGCUAGAGAGGGAGAGAAUUGUAUUUAUUUCCAUUUCCAAGCACACCUGGUAGAACAGGCUUAGGUGGGUUUGGCUAGCAACCAAACUGCAACCCACACAGUUGUAGUUGUGUUGGGGGAUUUAUUAUUCUUGUAUUGAAGCAAGAUUUUUAAGUAUGUGUUAGACAGUAGAGGGAGAAUGUUUGAGGAGGUGGAGCCAAGGCCAGCUGACAGAGCAAGUCUUUUAUAGAGGCUUGCCCUGACCAAGUGUUGGGUUUGACUUGGUUCUAAUUGUGACUUGUUUUUGCUAUUCUCUGUACUUUAAGUUAAUAUGAUCAUCAUUACUGUGAUGCUUGGCAAUGGAUCCCGAGUGCUGGUUUGAAACCAUGAUAGUGGAGAUGGGUGUGCAUGGACACAGAACGUUCAGAAACCAAAUGACCACUGUCGGUUCCCUUCCACAUCUUUACUUUGGGUCCAGGUCGAGUGAAUUUCUUAAUCUUGAUUUUAUGUUGAUUCAAGUUCUAUUAUGUAAUUAUAGUACUGCUGGCUUUCAAUAAAGAUGACAUCUUUUUCUGCCA
This is a messenger RNA of Hypomesus transpacificus, 3237 nucleotides long. RefSeq names its product cystathionine beta-synthase b (gene cbsb). The record is from RefSeq and is a predicted model, not a curated record. The transcript has 16 exons. Gene Ontology annotation, cellular component: cytoplasm. The coding region runs from base 203 to 2113 and encodes 636 amino acids. NCBI's taxonomy places the organism in Eukaryota, Metazoa, Chordata, Actinopteri, Osmeriformes, Osmeridae. Gene Ontology annotation, molecular function: cystathionine beta-synthase activity; cysteine synthase activity.